Molecule: messenger RNA, 1880 nt
Organism: Dinoponera quadriceps
Lineage: Eukaryota; Metazoa; Arthropoda; Insecta; Hymenoptera; Formicidae
Gene: CCT3
Product: T-complex protein 1 subunit gamma
Exons: 4
Coding region: 212-1864 (550 amino acids)
Biological process (GO): protein folding
Cellular component (GO): chaperonin-containing T-complex
Molecular function (GO): ATP binding; ATP hydrolysis activity; ATP-dependent protein folding chaperone
Source: RefSeq, a predicted model, not a curated record
CACGGACAUUUCGGUGGGGAGCGAAGGGGGAAUCCGAAGUGAUUCCGCAGUAUAAUGGAGUGUGCCAUCACCGAUCUCUAAGCCGAGUUCUCCCCGUUUCUCUCUCUCUCUCUCUCGUGAAAGAGUCACAUUCACGCACACGGUCUCGCGCUCUCGCUAGUCGGUGUUAGUGUUAACAAUAAGCGAAGGGAAAAAAAAUUAUAAACACAAGAUGUUUGGUCCGGGCGCGGCGCCAAUCGUUGUCUUGAGCCAGAACACGAAGCGAGACACCGGCAGGAAGGUGCAGAGAGAGAAUAUCCAGGCCGGCAAGGCGAUUGCUGACGUCAUCAGAACAUGUCUGGGGCCGCAAGCCAUGCUGAAGAUGCUGAUGGAUCCGAUGGGUGGUAUCGUGAUGACAAACGAUGGGAACGCGAUCCUACGUGAGAUCACCGUGCAGCAUCCCGCCGGCAAGUCCAUGAUAGAGAUCGCCAGGACUCAGGAUGAGGAAGUAGGCGACGGCACGACGUCGGUCAUCGUCCUGGCUGGCGAGAUCUUGGCCACCGCUGAACCGUUCCUGGAGCAGAACAUGCAUCCUACGGUCAUCAUACGGGCUUACCGUCAGGCUUUAGAAGACAUGGUCACGAUUCUCAACGAACAGAUCAGCAUCGAUCUGGACUGCAAUAACAAAAAGAAACUGGUACAGGUGAUAAACUCUUGCAUAGGUACUAAAUUUAUCAGGCGCUGGUCAGAAUUGGCGUGCCAGAUCGCCUUGGACGCCGUCUACACGGUGAUGCUGGAGGAGAACGGCAGGCGAGAGAUCGACAUCAAGCGUUACGCCAAGGUGGAGAAGAUACCGGGCGGCACGGUGGAGGAUAGUAUCGUCCUGAAGGGCGUAAUGAUUAACAAGGACGUGACACACCCGAAGAUGAGACGUUACAUCAAAGAUCCCCGAAUAGUUCUUCUGGACUGCCCGUUGGAGUACAAGAAGGGCGAGUCCCAGACGAACAUAGAGAUCAUGAAAGACACCGACUUCACGAAGAUUCUGGAGCUGGAGGAGCAGCACGUGAAGAAGAUCUGCGAGGACGUGAUCUCGGUGAAGCCGGACGUCGUCAUCACCGAGAAGGGUGUGUCCGAUCUUGCGCAACAUUACCUCAUCAAGGCCGGUAUCUCGGCGAUACGCAGGCUACGGAAGAGCGAUAUCAACAGGAUCGCCCGCGCCUGCGGUGCCACCGUCGUGAACCGUACCGAGGAGCUGAGGGAAGAGGACGUCGGCACGAGGGCCGGUCUCUUCGAAAUCAAGAAGCUCGGCGACGAUUACUUCUGCUUCAUCACGGAGUGCAAGGAUCCCAAAGCCUGCACCAUCAUUCUGAGGGGAGCCAGCAAGGAUGUUCUGAACGAGACCGAGCGGAACUUGCAGGAUGCGCUGCACGUCGCUAGGAAUCUGCUUAUAGACCCAAAACUGGUGCCAGGUGGUGGAGCGGUGGAGAUGGCGGUGUCACGGCUCUUGUCGGAGAAGGCGGCCGGGCUCGCCGGAGUGGAGCAGUGGCCGUACAAAGCGAUCGCACAGGCCUUGGAGAUCAUUCCUAGGACAUUGGCGCAGAACUGCGGCGCCAAUACCAUCAGAACGUUGACAGCGUUGCGCGCUAAACACGCGACGGAGGGAACUACCUGGGGUAUCGACGGGGAGACCGGCAAAUUGGUGGACAUGAAGGAACGUGGCAUCUGGGAACCGUUGUCGGUGAAGCUGCAAACGUAUAAGACAGCGAUCGAGACCGCUAUCCUGCUGCUGAGAAUCGACGACAUCGUCUCCGGCAGCAAGAAGAAGAAGAACGAGAACGAGACCGCGCAGCCGAGUCAAGUCACGGAGGAGUCUAUGAAAGAAUAAAAGUAUUUUCGACAUC